AUAAAUAUACAUUUAUGGGGCGUCGUACGCGUGGAGUGCGGUCAGUCGUGUUUCUCAGGUAAAGCAUGGCUAAAAGCUUACGGAGUAAGUGGAAACGGAAGAUGCGGGCAGAGAAGAGAAAGAAGAAUGCCCCACGGGAGCUCAACAGACUUAAAAGUAUUCUCAGAGUUGACGGUGAUGCUCUGAUGAAGGAUGUCGAGGACAUAGCAACUGUGGUGGUCCCCAAACAGUGCCAGGGGAAAAUGCAGUGUACGGUGGACGAUGAAAAGGAAGACACAAAAAUGGAGACUGAACUGAAGAGAAACAAGAAGACCCUUCUAGACCAGCAUGGACAGUACCCAGUGUGGAUGAACCAGAGGCAGAGGAAAAGACUGAAGGCAAAGAGAGAGAAAAAACGGGGGAAAAGCAGAGCCAAGGCAGCGAAGGGCCUGGCCUGGUAGACCCUUGAGAACUGGAAAGUGGUGGUGCACGUGCCUUUAAUCCCAGCCCGCAGGAGGCAGACAGGCAGAGCUCCGUGAGUUCGAGGCCAGCCUGGUCUACAAAGCAGGUGCCAGGACAGCCUGGACUGUUACACAGAGAAACCUUGUCUCAAAAAAUCACAAAAAAAAAAAAAAAAAAGAAAGAAAGAAAGAAAAACUGGAAAGUGUUCAUGGGAAAGAAGUUCAGUUGUUAGGAAUGUCUUCACUGAUUUCAGCUCUCACUAAAUGGAAGCGAUUUGUUUUCAUAUUUUAGUUUGGUCUUAUAUCUGUAAUUCAAAUCCAGAAUAAUUGAUUUGUUUUGGGAACUUGAAUAAAUUACCUUCCGUGAUGAAAAAAAAUAUAU
Molecule: messenger RNA, 822 nt
Organism: Peromyscus californicus insignis
Lineage: Eukaryota; Metazoa; Chordata; Mammalia; Rodentia; Cricetidae
Product: protein LLP homolog
Exons: 1
Coding region: 66-440 (124 amino acids)
Biological process (GO): dendrite extension
Cellular component (GO): nucleolus
Molecular function (GO): RNA binding
Source: RefSeq, a predicted model, not a curated record